Messenger RNA from Arachis stenosperma, 1769 nucleotides. RefSeq names its product VAN3-binding protein. Lineage: Eukaryota; Viridiplantae; Streptophyta; Magnoliopsida; Fabales; Fabaceae. The coding region runs from base 76 to 1281 and encodes 401 amino acids. The record is from RefSeq and is a predicted model, not a curated record. The transcript is spliced from 8 exons.
GAAUCUCAAGUUUACUCUUUUUUUUCUUCUUCUUCUUCUGUUGAAUACUGUGAUAUUCAUCAGAGAUCAGAAGUUAUGAGCAUGAGAAUGAGUAGUGGUAAUUCGGAUUUGAGUUUAUCAGUUUCAGAUGCACAUCCUGAGACAAUGGAUUUCCUUUCACUUGCAUGGUGCAACUUUGCCGUACAAGCUCUUGCCCCUCCUCCCCCUCACCUUCAAUUGGACCCUCUACCUUCCCCCAACAAGAUGGAAAAUUGUGCUAAGAUGGAUGGUCCAGAUUUCAUGUCUCUUCCACCAUGGAACUCCAAUAAUGAUGUCAAGUCAUGGUUACGGAUGCAGCAAGCUAUGCAUCCUGAACUGAACUACAACACUUGUUUCCGCAAGAAAUGGAUGCCAUGGAAGGAAAUGGUGGCGCCUUUGAAGAGUGUGUCAAUAAAGAAAUGGUUUAAGGAGAUAAAGCAGAAGAGGAAAGAGGAGCAGAGGUUGCAAAGGGCAGAGGUGCAUGCAGCAGUAUCCAUCGCAGGUGUUGCCGCCGCUCUUGCUGCCAUUGCUGCUGACAACAAUAAUAAGAAGGAAAAUAAAGAUGAUGAUGAUGAUGAGUCCAAAGUCAAUAAGGAAGAGAGGGAAGCAGCCAUAGCAUCUGCGGCUGCAUUGGUGGCAUCGCAGUGUGCAAAAGUAGCUGAGGCCAUGGGUGCUAACAAACAACAACUCUCCAAUGUCAUUACCUCCGCCAUCACUGCCACUUCCACCACUGAUAUCCUUACUUUCACUGCUGCUGCCGCUACAUCACUAAAAGGAGCAGCAACACUAAAAGCAAGAACAGGAUGCAACAAUAAUAACAGACCUAGUGGGGGAGCCCCAGUCUUGCCUAUUGAAGACAACAACAACAACCACGAUGACUUCAAUUUUGAUUUCGACAAGGGCAGAUAUAUUCUUGCACAGGGUGCUGAGCUAUAUGUGGAGUCACCACAAGGGAAGUACAUGCCCAGAUCAGUUUCUGUCAUUCUAGACGGUAGAGCCAAGGUUGUACUUAUCAUGAGGAAGCAUAAUCUAUUUAAAAGCAAGAAAGAGAGUAUUGUGGUGAAUAUGCAUGCCGAGGUGUACAAAGGUUCAGAAGAAGCAGAUGGUGACACGUGUUAUCUGAUAGCUCUGACAACAAGAGGAGGGGCAUUAUUCAAGCUAGACAUGGCCACUGAUUUCCGUCGUUACAAGACAUGGGCCACCACCAUCAACCGGAUGCUCAAGAUCUCCGCUCAUCAUAAACAUGACCUCCAAUAUUACUGAAUCCAAUUACAUCUUAUUAUUAUUAUUAUUAUUUUAUUAUUAUUAUUAUUAUUAUUAUUAUUAUUAUUAUUAUUAUCCCCACGUACUUAACUUUUUUUUUUGUAUCCAUAUAAAUAUUUCCGGGUGUUUAAUUUUUUUUUAGUGGACUGGAGAUGUUACUUUUAUCUAAUUCUGGAGUUUUAAAAAAUUUGUCUACAUAUGGAAUAUCACGAAAUUGCUAACGGUGAUUUUACUACUUUUUCUCAAAAUUGUUAGUGGCUGUUAGUUUUUGUACCUCUUUUUUGAAACAAGUCGGUAGCAAUUUCAAUACCUUUUUAAAAAUUGCUUUUCACAAUUUCAUGAUACUCCAUAUUCAAGUCAAAUUUUUUUAGACUCCAGAAUUUCAUUAAAAAAACACAUUUCCAUUCUAUAUAAAAAUUAAUCUCCCCAUGUUUAUGCAUGUUUGUACUCUAUGUAUUUGUAAGUUGUAACUAUUUCAAUAAUAUCGA